ACCUCAUCCCCUGCUCUUCUCUCUCGCGCCUACUCUACGCUACCACUGUCGCUCGCCGCUUCCCUUCCCAUCCUCUCUCUCUCGUGCUGCAUCUGCACCUCUCUCGUUUCUGCGUUCCGCCCCUCUCAAUCUCUCUAAAAACUACUUUUAUUAGGGUUCUGAUCCCUUUCUAGGAGCUCCUGGAUUUGUGGUCGGGCCCAGGGUUCAGGGGUUGCCGAGCCGGCCGCUCCGGGGCCGUCGCGCCGGCGGAUCUGAGGAGCCGCCGCGGUUUCGCUUGCCUCCGGUUCUUGUAAACUUGAUUUAUCUGGAAACGCUGUGAAGAAAAGUUUGUUGGCGACAAACAUAACUGCUUCUAAAGUUGGUUUGAAGUUUGCCGAUAGCAAAGGUCAUGGGCGCUCUCUGUGAUUUCUGCGGGGAGCAGAGGUCCAUGGUUUACUGCCGAUCAGAUGCAGCAUCCUUGUGCUUAUCAUGUGAUCGUAAUGUGCAUUCAGCUAAUGCUCUUUCUCGGCGCCAUACAAGGACCCUUCUGUGUGAUCGGUGUGCUUCCCAGCCUGCCAUGGUCCGCUGUCUAGUAGAAAAUGCCUCACUUUGCCAAAAUUGUGACUGGAAUGGCCAUAGUGCUGGAUCCUCAGCUGCUGGACACAAAAGGCAGACUAUAAAUUGCUACUCAGGGUGCCCGUCAUCUGCAGAACUUUCAAGAAUCUGGUCGUUCAUUUCGGAUAUUCCUAAUGUAGCUCCUGUGCCGAACUGUGAGCAGGGAAUAAGCCUGAUGAGCAUCAGCGACAGUGGUAUCAGUAAUCAAGGCAAUGCUGCAGGGGACAAUAGUUUGUUAGAUAUAGCUAGUGCAACACUUAUGAGUGAUCUUGAUACUUGUGACAGGCCUAAGUCUCUGGUAGGUUCAUCUUCAGGAGCUGGUGUGAACCUGCUUCCACUUGCUACUGAUCAGACAGCUGGAUCCAUGGAUUCUUCAACACCUAAGGGUUUCCUUGUUCAGGUGCCCUAUACGCCAGACAAAGAUAUGUUCAGCAAAGACAGCAUAUAUGAAGAUUUUUGUGUGGAUGAUGUUGACCUGGCUUUUGAAAAUUAUGAAGAACUAUUUGGCACCUCUCAUAUUCAAACAGAGCAACUCUUUGAUGACGCUGGAAUUGACAGCUACUUUGAAAUGAAGGAAGCGCUUGCUGGGAAUGCUGAUGAGCCCAAGCUGAUGCAGCCAGCCAAUAGCAAUGCAGUAUCUGCUGACUCUGGGAUGUCGAAUCCAGGAGUGAAAGGUGAUUCCAGUGUUUGUAUCCCUGUGAGGCAGGCUAGGUCCAGUCUAUCUCUUUCCUUUUCCGGUUUGACUGGUGAGAGCAGUGCUGGAGAUCAUCAAGAUUGUGUGGUAUCAUUGUUCCUUAUGGGUGAGCCUCCUUGGCAUCCUCCUGGGCCUGAGGGCUCAUUUGCUGGAGCUAGUAGAGACAGUGCUAUCACACGAUACAAGGAAAAGAAGAAGAGAAGAAAAUUCGACAAGAAGAUCAGGUAUGCUUCUCGCAAGGCUAGGGCAGAUGUGAGAAAGAGGGUCAAAGGACGGUUUGUUAAGGCCGGUGAAGCAUAUGACUACGAUCCACUCUGUGAAACAAGGAGUUACUGAAGCAUAUGGCCAUCAUCCAGAGUUAGGAUAGCAAACUUAAACCAAAGGCUUGUUGCAGCUGGCACAAAAGCACCGACACUCCAAGCAACUGGGUAAGACCGUGCCCAAAAUGAAAAAAAAAAAGAGAUGAAGCAGUGACAAAAAGGCAAAAAUAUUUGAAUGUUUCAGAAGUUUUUGCAUGCCGUUUCUCCUUUUCCUUCUGUACAGUGGACGGAAUUCGCAUCUUUUGUUGCUUUUGGAGGAGCGAUUUGAGUCACUCUCCACCUUUUGUGAAUUAGUCCAAUACGACCAAGCAGACCCUUGCAUUUUGAUCACCUUUCUGCUUACUAAUGAUGAUGGUGACAUCCACCUACCCUUGCUGUGGUGUUUUUGGCGGUGUUCUUCCCGAUUAGACAAAGACGGCGGUAGAUGUGACCUAUGAAAUCUCCUCCUGCGUUGUUUAUUAUUAUGUAAAUUUGGAGUGCUCGUGCAGUUAUGAAUGUCAGAAUGUGUAAAUACCAGGUCGGAGACAAACUGGUGGUUAGUUUGAUAUUUUUAAGUUGGUGAUGGAACUCAUGCUACUGGCACCAGCUUUCUGGGCUCCCUCUGCCCAAAUCAACCAUCAGACUGACCCAGUGCUAUUAUUUGUAUUUGUAACAAAAUAAGAUAAUCCAUCGAUCGAGAUGGCCUUUCACAUUUUUUGUGGAAAGUAUUGUUGUAACCAGCUCAGAAGAAAUGCUACCUCAUAUUUUAGCU
Messenger RNA from Phragmites australis (common reed), 2359 nucleotides. RefSeq names its product zinc finger protein CONSTANS-LIKE 9-like. Lineage: Eukaryota; Viridiplantae; Streptophyta; Magnoliopsida; Poales; Poaceae. The coding region runs from base 389 to 1624 and encodes 411 amino acids. The record is from RefSeq and is a predicted model, not a curated record. The transcript has 5 exons. Gene Ontology annotation, molecular function: protein binding; zinc ion binding.